Helicoverpa armigera (cotton bollworm) is the source of this 786-nucleotide messenger RNA. It is a transcript of the gene Rbmx2, whose product is annotated as RNA-binding motif protein, X-linked 2. The transcript is spliced from 6 exons. Bases 160 to 729 code for a protein of 189 amino acids. The record is from RefSeq and is a predicted model, not a curated record. Lineage: Eukaryota; Metazoa; Arthropoda; Insecta; Lepidoptera; Noctuidae. Gene Ontology annotation, cellular component: U2 snRNP; catalytic step 2 spliceosome; precatalytic spliceosome. Gene Ontology annotation, biological process: mRNA splicing, via spliceosome. Gene Ontology annotation, molecular function: RNA binding.
UGACAUUGACAUUUUUGACACAUCUAUCCAUUCUGACUUGAAAGUACUCCUUGUUGUUUUAGAUUCUUCUGUAAAUUUUAUUAUAUUAUAUUUAAUUGAUAAUUCAACUAAGCAAUCCUUCGGUUAUUAUGAGUUAGAUUACAUUACACAAACGACAAAAUGAAUCCUAUGACCAAUGUGAAGAAUGUUCUUAAGUUAAGUGAACGCGAGCUGUCUGGUAAAUCUAAGUCCUCUUGGCAUGAUCAGUAUAAGGACAGUGCUUGGGUGUUUGUUGGGGGCUUGCCGUAUGAUCUCACGGAAGGCGACAUCAUCUGUGUUUUCUCACAAUAUGGUGAAAUAGUGAACAUAAACUUGGUCAGAGACAAAGCAACUGGCAAAUCUAGAGGAUUUUCAUUCAUUUGCUAUGAAGAUCAGAGGUCAACAAUAUUAGCUGUGGAUAAUUUAAAUGGAAUAAAAAUCCUAAACCGCACAAUAAGAGUGGACCACUGUGAACAAUACAGAGCUCCCAAUGCAGACAUGUCAAAGGUUGAUGAAGUGACAGCAGCCAUCAGAAUGGAAGGCUGUGCACCACAGCUUGUGACAAAAACAGAAACAGUAGUGAAACCAGAAAAAGAAUCCAAGAACUCUGUUAAGUCUGGCAAGGUCAAAAAGAAAAAGGAAAAGAAAAGUAAAAAAAAGAAAAAGAAGAAAAGUAAGAGCUCUUCUUCAGAUUCAGAUUCUAGCAAUUAAGUUCUUGAUGUAAGUGUAAGACAGAGCAUAAUAAAAUACUAAUUAUGUGAAUAAAAA